Symbiodinium sp. CCMP2592 is the source of this 3843-nucleotide messenger RNA. Lineage: Eukaryota; Dinophyceae; Suessiales; Symbiodiniaceae. The record is from the annotation of a GenBank genome assembly.
AUGAUGGAUGUCGUCCAAGACCUUAGGCUGUUGCAUCUCAAUUCGUGGACCAGGCGUGCGAGGGCAACGUAUCGGUCGACACAGGGAAACACCCUCAUCGAUCAUGUAUUCCUGCGACAAGACCAGAGUGACACCAAAGCUCGACAGGCUGGUCCCGUGGACUGGCCCCUCACGCGUUGGCGAGGUGGUGGUAGGCAUUGGCCAGUUCUCUUCAGCGUUCCAGUCCCCACCAAAUGUUAUGUUGCAAGGCGACCUCAGCCCCAAUCCUCCAUCGACAAAGCGGAGCUCCUCCGAGUAUGUCGCUCAGAUGCAGACCCCAAGGCUAAUGCCUUUCGACAGAAUGUACGGGACUGGCUUGCUGCCAAUCCCUGCCGCACCAUCUCUGAAGUCAAUCAGUACCUGCAUGAUGCGUCUGUCCGACUCUUCCCCUCUACCAAGCACACUACCAAACCAGGUGCCUGGCAGCACCCCACCGUCUCUCUAUCGGUUCGGCAAAUGUGGGCUGCCUACAGGGAGUGGAAGCAACCCCCACCAGGCCGGCAACGACUCUUCUCUGCCUGGCGAGCCUUCAGUCAGUUCAAGCGAGCACACCGUGAAUUCAGGCGAGCUACGCGAGCUGCCAAGACGGCGCAAAUGCAGGCACUCACACAGAGCAUGCAAGAGGCCACGGACAAAGGAGACGUUAGAGCGCUCUUUCGCCUUGCCGCCAGUCUCUCUCCACAGAAAAGGCGCCCGCGCCUUCAACUGCGAGGGCCCCAGGGCGAGCUUUGGACGCCCCAGCAACAGUUGGAUUGCUUGAGACAACACUAUGAGGCCCUGUACGCCUCUCCGGACACUGACACCACGAUCUCAACUACAGGUCCACCAUUACCUACGAUCUCUUCCACCAUUUCCUUCCCUGACUUCACUGUCACUGAUGUGCUCGAAGGCUUGCUGAAGCUACCGCCGCACAAAGCUGCACCUCCAGGCAAGGCGACGAGCAGUUCCUGGGUCUUAUGUGCUCGUGAGCUUGCACCCUGGCUACAUCACACGAUCUCCUCACUUGACCAGGUGCCAUCCGAUUGGCGCGAUGCUUGGAUGAGCUUGCUACCAAAAGUGACACAUCCCAUGAAACCCAAGGACCUACGCCCACUCGGUAUCACUGAAAUUUCUGGACGUGUUGCAGCUGGCCUGGUCCAAAAAGAGCUGCGACCCUACUUAGUCGCGCUCCUCGAAGCUGAACCGCAGUUCGCAUACUCACCAGGACGAUCCACAGACGCUGCUUUGUCGCGAGUCUUUGCACAUUGUGACAAGGUCAUCGCAAUGUGCACUCCUGCACCCUACAACAUUCUCGAUUCUCGCUUUGCGCCCGCAGCCAAGCCCCUAGCAUCAGGAGGCGGCCUACAACUGAGUUUGGACCUUUCGAACGCAUUCGAUGUUUUACCCUGGGCAUUGAUUGAUCGGGCAUUACAGCUAGCCAAAGUCCCGACAUCAGUCCGCGAGUUGGUGAUUUGUUGGCACAGAGGUCUUACCUAUCACCUGACGAUACAGGGUAUGAAGGCAAGGAUCUCAGCGGGGCGUGGACUACGCCAGGGCUGCAGAAUCUCCCCAUUAGUGUGGAGCAUGGCCACUAUUGUGCUGCUGCAUGACCUGGGAGACCGCAUAGGUGAUCGUGAUUGGGUUAGAGCCAUGAUUACCGCUUUCGCGGAUGACAUACAUGGUGGUGAAUUGAUUACCACCACUGCACAACUCGACAAGCUUCUAACCAAUCUGGGACACCUGCUUGAUGUGCUGAUAGACGCGGAACUUAACAUCAACACUCUUAAAUCAGCCUUCUUGUUGCGGUUCACUAAAGGCUUUGCUGCACCAUGGAAAAGACGCCACGUUCGUCAGACCAAGGAGGGACAGCUGCUCACCUUCCGGACACCUGCAGGACGCCUGUUCAACAUCCCGGUAAAGGAUGAGCACAAAUACUUGGGUCUUAUCAUUUCCUAUCAACAGCCAGUGGCAAGCUCCAUCACACAUCGCAUACAAGCUGCGUGGAUCGCAUAUGGACACCUUCGGCCACUUCUCACAUGUGCUAAUGUCAGUUUCGAUCGCUUGCAACAUUCCACAGCGGGACUCCCUAUUUGUCAGCUAUGUCACAAACGCUUCUCCAGGUGGACUGGCCUCCGUGCCCACAUCGAGCAGGGAUGGUGUCCGCAACUCGAUCCGGAUAUCAACCUCAUGGCCUCGACACCAAUCCCUGCCCCUGCCUCGGUUGUCGAGCAGCUGGAGACCGCUGGUCCGGCAAUCCAUUCAGGUACGGCCGCUGUUACAUCCAGUGCGCGACUUGCCCAGCGUGGGUCCACCCCCAAAGCAGAGUUCGUUGCAUCGGCUGACAUCCCUCAGGAAGUCACACCCACACAGCCUCCGCCCCAGGCUGGUUCCGCUGUCGAACAAGCACCCUCCUCAGGAUCGAUCACAGCACCCAAGCUGCCAGCGGAUGUGACCGUUGCGCUUGGUCUGAAUAAGCCUGGCACUGGCACUCAGGUCGAGAUCCGUAACCCGCAAUGGCAGAAGCGAGUUGGUCCAGCCGCCGCUGUCCCAAUGGUGCAGCGUGUCGAGCUGAUGACUUUAUUCUCAAGAGGGCGCGCCUGCUCCGACGAACCCUCACGAAACCUUGUCAUUUCUGCCUCGCCACACGCUUCGAUCUCCAACAGCACUGGAAGCGUUGCCCUGUCAUCACAGUUGCCUGUUACCUUGAGCACAGAAGCCAUGACCUUGCCUGCCGCGACCAACAUGGCGCCCCCGACUCCAUCGCAGACGGAAGGACCGCCCAGUGCCAGACAACAGGAAUUGGAGAUGUUCGGUCACCUGUUCUCCUCCUUCAACACGGCGACGAGCGGCCAAGCUGCGAACAAACGUCCGAGGCCAGAGCAGAAGGACACCGUGAUGACUCCCGUGCCCAGCGAGUCUUCGCAGCCGCGGCAGGCAAACAUGGAAUCAGCUCCGAAGGGCAAAGGCAAAGCCAAAGGACAGGGGAAGCACUCGGGCAAGGGCAAGGGCAAGGGCAAAGGGAAAUCCAAGAACAAAGGUCAGCAGCCCGCCUCCGAGAUGUCUGCUCAGAAGGAUCCCUGGAGCCUCGACACCUGGACGGACCCAGACUCCUGGAGCACAAGCAGCUGGACAACGUCGAGUCACACGUCCACCGAGUACUCCACUGGUCUAUUGAUGCAGGUGGCAAGGAUGGCACUUCGCCACGAGCAGCAGCUCCACACUCUCCAGCAGGACACCAGGCUUUACAUGUAUUUCAAGCCCAAUCAGGAGUACUCCGUUCUUCCCAUGAUGCUCCAACUCGCGACGGAAUGGCGCCAGACUAUGGAGAAAACUCCGGAGAAACUUACUAUGUCUCUCCGAGAGCUCAUGAUCAGGGGUCUGCUCAAAGAAUGGAAGACUCGUCUUCAGGCCUUUCAGCGAAGCGAGGAGACCAAGACCACGGCACAGCGACUCCAAUGGCUGGACAGCCUGGGCCACUGGAAUUACAUGCACUGGUGUCCGACCAAGCAGGAACUGGUGCUGACGGAGCGUACCGAAUCUCGAUCAACGGAGGAGCUCUUGAACAUGAUUCAGGAGAUGGAGGAGCUGAUCACCGGGGACUCCAUCAAGACCUUCAAAUCGAUGAGGCAACUCCGGGAAUCCUACCAAACGGAGUGGGUACAGUUCCUGGUGGAAAUUCAGCUUCGCGGACCCGGAGACAAAUUGUGGACUAUUUUCAACGAUCUCAUCGGCAGUGCAGCGCUCCACCUGCUCGCCGCCCGGCUGCGGCGCGACCGUCAUCCUUACUCGGGCCUUGCUCAGAGCAUCCAGGCCCAGAUUUGGUGA